Messenger RNA from Vespula pensylvanica (western yellowjacket), 874 nucleotides. RefSeq names its product ATP synthase subunit O, mitochondrial (gene ATPsynO). Lineage: Eukaryota; Metazoa; Arthropoda; Insecta; Hymenoptera; Vespidae. Gene Ontology annotation, molecular function: proton-transporting ATP synthase activity, rotational mechanism. Gene Ontology annotation, biological process: proton motive force-driven mitochondrial ATP synthesis. Bases 141 to 764 code for a protein of 207 amino acids. The record is from RefSeq and is a predicted model, not a curated record. The transcript is spliced from 4 exons.
AGUUCUGUUGUGAUAUCUAGGGCGUAAUACGUACUGUGAAAUUGACCUGUGCUAUACAUUGCUAUAUAUUACAUAAUAUAUGGAUAUAAUCUGUAAAAGAGAGGCGAAUUAAUUUUGUCUCGUAUAAAACAUCUGUAAAAAUGAUCGCCAGCAAAGUAAUUGUUCGAUCAUUUUCAUCUUCUUCCAUCAUACAACAAUUGGUGAAGCCACCAAUUCAAUUAUUCGGUUUAGAGGGAAGAUAUGCUACUGCGCUUUUUUCUGCCGGAAGCAAACAAAAGACACUUGACACGAUUGAACAAGAUUUAGACAAAUUACAGGGUUUGUUGAAGACAGAUGCUAAAUUGGCAGAAUUUGUAAAAGAUCCUACAAUAAAGCGUAAAAACAAGGUUGAAGCACUAAAAGCUAUUGGGAAUAAGAUAACUCUCAAUCCAGCUACUUCGAAUUUGUUAACGUUAUUAGCAGAGAAUGGUAGACUUAAUAAAUUUAAUCAAGUCUUUAAUUCAUUCAAAAUUAUUAUGGCUGCAAAUAGGGGAGAAGUAGUUUGCGAAGUAAUUACUGCAAAAACACUAGAUGCUGAUACUAAAGGUAAAUUAGAAUCGGCUCUAAAAUCUUUCCUCAAAAAAGGUGAGACUAUUAAACUUACUUCCAAAGUCGAUCCAUCGAUCAUCGGUGGUAUGAUCGUAUCUAUUGGCGAUAAGUAUGUAGAUAUGAGUGUUGCUAGUAAAAUUAAGAAAUAUUCUGAUAUUAUUCAGACUGCGGUUUAAACAUUUUUUACCUAUUCGCAACAACGUAAAAAACCGUAAAUGCAAUUUAGGCAAAUACCAAUGUAAUGUAAAUAAUUGAAAAAUAAAUACAUAUAAAUUAAAAAUUAAAA